Messenger RNA from Ziziphus jujuba (common jujube), 928 nucleotides. RefSeq names its product AP2/ERF and B3 domain-containing transcription factor At1g50680. The transcript has a single exon. Bases 2 to 904 code for a protein of 300 amino acids. Gene Ontology annotation, biological process: regulation of DNA-templated transcription. The record is from RefSeq and is a predicted model, not a curated record. Lineage: Eukaryota; Viridiplantae; Streptophyta; Magnoliopsida; Rosales; Rhamnaceae. Gene Ontology annotation, molecular function: DNA-binding transcription factor activity; DNA binding.
AAUGGAAAGUAGUAACAACACAGAAAGAGGAUCUUACUCAAGAUUCAAAGGGGUUAUAGCAUUGAAAAGUGGGAAAUGGGGAGCAAGAAUCUCAAACACAUACAAACCAUACUGGCUUGGAACAUACGAAACAGAGGAGGAGGCAGCUGUGGCUUAUGACAGAGCUGCCAUCAAGCUUCAACGAAGCGAUGCACCUCUGAACUUCCAUUGGACGAGCUAUUCCGCUGAAGAGUGCACUUUCCAAAGCCUGCACUCAAGUGAGGACAUCCUUAGUAUGAUUAAAGAAAAAACAUACUCAACCAAUCUCAAAAACUUCAUCUCCUCAACAAAGCAUCAGCAGCCAAACGAAGGGACUCCAACUGCAAGUUCAAGCAAUGGACAAGGAAUCACACACAAUUUACUCUUUCAGAAGGAGCUCACUCAUAGUGAUGUCUGCCACAAGAGCUUUCUUGUCCCAAAGGAAUUUGCAAUUCAACAUUUUCCCUAUCUUUCGGGCAGCAUUUCAGGAGAUGAAGAUGUCUACGACAACGAUGAAGAAGAAGAAGAGCAAGGACAAGGACAAGAAGAAGAUGAAGGCAUGAAUAGGACUUCAAUGAGAUUAACCUUCUAUGACAAACAUCAACGUUCAUGGACAUUUGGGUAUUCAUAUUGGAGGAGUACAAAAAGCUUUGUUUUUACACAUGGUUGGAGGCAUUUUUUGAAGAUGAAUAAUCUUAAACCGAAAGAUAAAGUUCUGUUUUAUCGAUGUGCGAGGGAAGAUCAGGUGAAGGAGGGCAAAUGGUUUUACAUGAUUGAGGUGGAAAAGAAUUGCAGCAGCAAAGCGGAGGUAGAGGCAGAUUGUAUUGGAGGAGGAGAAAAGGGAAAAAGUAAAGGAAUUAUGCUAUUUGGUGUGAAGAUUGAUUAAUACAAAGCCACAUCAAUCUUUAUU